AUAUAACUGAAUGUCUGAUUGAAUAGAAAGUUGUGAUCAUUUGAUGGACUGUUAGUGUGUUUGCAAUGAGUGUAGAGUCGGGUCACUGUUCGGUGAGUUCGGGCGCCGACUCGGCUGUCAUCGCGUCGAUUGUGUCGCGAGUGAAAAGUGGGGGUAUUUUCGAUCAGUUCCGACGCGAAUGCCUUUCGGACGCCGACACGAAGCCAUCGUUUCAGAAUCUGUUGCAGAGAGUGGAGGGCUAUGUCUCGAAGUUCUUAAGCCAACAGAAGUGGAGCCCAAAUAUCAAUAAAAACCAAUUGAGAGAAAGGCUUCGCAAACAAAUCAAUGAGUCAGGAAUGCUUAAGUAUGGUAUCGAGCAUUUGGUGGAACAAGUGGUCAAUUAUAAAAUCAAUUCACUAUUUUGGCCGCAAAUUGAAAACGUGGUCAAAGACUUCCUCGGCAUUCAAGAUAUUCAAGUGAUUCCUUCGCAACCUUUGCCUCAAAUCACCAAAAGUUUGUCCAAAACUAAUUCAAAGAGUAGUUUAAAAAGCGAUGAGAUCAAUUAUCAAUCGGCGAAGAUCGAAACGCGUUGA
Molecule: messenger RNA, 572 nt
Organism: Medioppia subpectinata
Lineage: Eukaryota; Metazoa; Arthropoda; Arachnida; Sarcoptiformes; Oppiidae
Source: the annotation of a GenBank genome assembly